Messenger RNA from Aspergillus candidus, 2228 nucleotides. Its product is annotated as Zn(II)2Cys6 transcription factor. Gene Ontology annotation, cellular component: nucleus. Gene Ontology annotation, molecular function: transcription cis-regulatory region binding; zinc ion binding; DNA-binding transcription factor activity, RNA polymerase II-specific. Bases 78 to 2228 code for a protein of 716 amino acids. Gene Ontology annotation, biological process: positive regulation of transcription by RNA polymerase II. NCBI's taxonomy places the organism in Eukaryota, Fungi, Ascomycota, Eurotiomycetes, Eurotiales, Aspergillaceae. The transcript is spliced from 3 exons. The record is from RefSeq and is a predicted model, not a curated record.
GGGGAACAAGCUGCUUCCACCUGCAGUCGAUCGGUGUUUGCACACUCGCGGUGGCUCCCAGGCCUCCGAUCAGACUGAUGUCCGCGUCCACUCAACCCCGGAAGCGCACAAAAACGUUUACGGGGUGCUGGACCUGCCGGGCCCGCAAGAUUAAGUGUGAUGAGGGCAGGCCUGCCUGCCGGCAGUGUUACGAGAAGAAUCUCAGCUGCGAGGGAUAUUCGGCCCGCCUGCAGUGGCUCACCCCUGCCACAGGCCAGGAUAUGCUCCGAUCUCAGCCCUUGUUUGAUGGCUCCAUCAGUCAUUCUUUGCGACGACUGCUGCCCGUAGAGCCUCCCCAGUCCAGUCUAGACUGGGACCAAGUAGAUGGCAUUCUUCGUUAUCUUGACUCGCUGGAGUCGGUUAUCAAUCCGAGUAGUGAGGAUGUCAGUGCCAGCAUCCAGAACUUUGGUGUCUUUAGUCUUGCGCAUGGGCCAUGCCCGACCCUUGGUGAUCUCGGCACCACGGCGCCCGACAUGCCCAAAGCCCUCCAGCCAGACAGUGGAUACGAAUUGCCUUUCGAUCUCGGAUCCGUGCUCAUGGAUUCCGAUCCAUCACAUGGGAAUUCUGAAGCAGAGGCGGCGUGGAAUCUUUGUAAUUUGCACGAGGGAGAGUUGUCUCUGGCAUUACCCCCACACCGGGAGUUGGCUCCGUCUGCCGUCCCGUUAACCCCCGGGCUCGUCCCAAACCACCCUAUCCCUCCGGGCCAUGCGGCGCUGUCACCGCCUCGGGGAAUUGGAGGCCUCAUGCUACCAGGGGGCACCAACAGCAACCUUUGCAGCAAGACAGGGCCCGGGCCAACAUUUCCGAGGCCCACGAACGCACUGGAGCAUCUGGCGGUUCCUUCCCAGGAGCAGCUCCUUAUGGGCCACUAUCGGAACCGUGUAGUCAACCUUUUCUGUGUAAUUGAUAAUGCCAAAAGCCCUUGGAAGACCAUCCACCUGCCCCGAGUGUUGCAGUGCGCGGGGGAGCUGAGCCUCGGUGGCACCACCACGCGUAUUCGCGACGCACUGCGGAAGACGCUGCUGUCCAUUAGUGCCUUCUACCUAUGUAACGACCAAAGAGCCCGCCAUCAAACCGACGAGGCCGAGAACUGGGGCAUGAUAGCUUCACAAUACCGGUGCGACGCGAUUGGACUACUCAAAUACGCUGUUGAGACCGAUCUCUACGCGGACGAGAAACCCAAGUAUAAAGAGUUCCUUGCCACAAUGCUUUCUAUGGUUACCAUUAAUGUGAUGUCUGGAGACACGAGCACCUGCGGCGUCCAUCUGGACGGCGCUGAAAGGCUCAUCAACCACACGUGUGCUCGCAAAUCUACCUUCUCCCGUAAGGCUCAAUCUCUCCAUCGCAUAUACCUUUACCUGCGAGUGAUAUACGAAAGUACUGCCGUGAGGAAACCCAGAAGCGGGGUUUCUCGGUUUUCAUCAUCAUUGGGCUCGCACGAGGCGUUUGGCCCGCAACCAGCGGUUCCAAGGCAGCACAUUAUCAUCGACGACGAUGAGACAUCCUCCUCAGUAAUGCCCAUGGUACAAGAGAUGCCGGACAGUGAGAGCCCGGUUGUGCACAUGUCGUCUUACGAAUGCAUCUACGGGAUACCGCAGAGUCUCCUGAUUCUGUUGAAAGAAUCCAUCGAAUUCAUAGACGAGCUAAAUAGUCACCGCACGAUCGCGGAGGCCUCGUCUAUCCCAGAAGCCCUGGGCCAAACGUGCGAUCGUCUCGAGCAGAGGAUCAUGGACUGGCCGCUCGACGAGCGUCUCCAGCGAUACAAGGUGUCCAAGGACGGCGUCAGCGCCACGAUCAUAUAUCACCAGACGAGGGCCUUUCUAAACGCGCUCAUCAUAUUCUUUUCCCAGGGCGUCAGGCUGAUGAAUCACCGCUACCUUCGGCAGUACGUCCAGGCGAUUCUGGACAGCAUCGAGGCCAUCGAGCAGAUCAAAGCAGAGACCAAUAUUCUUGCCGCCCCACUGUUCUGGCCCGCCUUCAUGGGGGCGACGGAAGCAUUCGAGCCCCGACAACAGGAACGCUUCCGGCAGUGGUACAGCCGAGUAGAGUUGUAUGGAAUCGAGGCCGUGAGAACUGGCAUACAAGUUGUGCACGAGGUUUGGAGGAUGGGGCCACCCACUCACCGCCAGAUGCAUUGUGGCUGGCGUAGUGUUGUAGAAAGAAGGAGCGACUGCCUCAUGCUAACCUGA